CCAUCAUGUAGGUGCAGCGAGAGCCUUCCCCAGCACUGCGAGCAGGGGGGGAGGGAACCCCCCGCUCUGCAGGCUGCCCUGCACAGACGUGCAAUUGCACGGCCUCCCCCCCGCUGCAAGGAGAGCUGCUGCAGCCAGUCGGGAAAACUCCCGUUGCACGAAGAUUUUGAGCGCUUUGCAGUUUGCAUCUUUGUUGCAAAACUAGCUCCAGAAGAGAGAGGCAAGGCAAAGUCUUUUGUGCUCCCCUCCCCCACCAAAGCAAAGGGGAAAAUGUCUCAGUCGAGAGGCAAGAAGCGAAACCCUGGGCUGAAAAUUCCUAAAGAAGCAUUUGAGCAACCACAGACAAGCUCCACGCCACCCAGAGAUCUAGAUUCCAAAGCAUGUAUCUCUAUUGGUGAGGAGAACUUUGAGGUGAAAGCUGAUGACCUGGAGCCCAUCUCUGAGCUGGGACGAGGUGCAUACGGGGUGGUGGAGAAGAUGCGGCACAUGCCGAGCGGGCAGAUCAUGGCAGUGAAGCGGAUCCGAGCCACGGUGAACAGUCAGGAGCAGAAGAGGUUAUUGAUGGAUCUGGAUAUCUCCAUGAGGACGGUAGAUUGCCCCUUCACUGUCACCUUUUACGGGGCACUUUUCCGAGAGGGAGAUGUGUGGAUUUGCAUGGAGCUGAUGGAUACCUCACUGGACAAGUUCUACAAACAUGUAAUUGAUAAGGGCCUGACGAUUCCUGAGGACAUCUUAGGAAAAAUAGCUGUCUCUAUCGUAAAAGCACUAGAACACCUACACAGUAAGCUCUCCGUGAUCCACAGAGAUGUAAAGCCCUCUAACGUGUUGAUCAAUACGCAGGGGCAGGUGAAAAUGUGCGAUUUUGGAAUCAGCGGUUACCUCGUUGACUCGGUUGCUAAAACCAUGGAUGCAGGAUGCAAACCCUACAUGGCUCCUGAAAGAAUUAACCCGGAGCUGAACCAGAAGGGGUACAGCGUCAAAUCUGAUAUCUGGAGCCUGGGGAUCACAAUGAUCGAGCUGGCCAUCCUGCGCUUUCCCUACGACUCCUGGGGGACGCCCUUCCAGCAGCUCAAGCAGGUGGUGGAGGAGCCGUCGCCGCAGCUCCCGGCGGAGAAGUUCUCGGCAGAGUUUGUCGAUUUUACCUCGCAAUGCUUGAAGAAGAAUUCCAAAGAACGGCCAACAUACCCAGAGCUUAUGCAACAUCCUUUCUUCACCCUGCACGAAUCCAAAGAGACAGACGUCGCCUCUUUUGUCAAACUCAUCCUGGGAGACUGAGAACUGGACUUGUAAAUGAAUUGCCCUUCUGUGGACUGGUGGGUGCAGGGGAGGGGCGCGUGGCAGGACUUGUCAUGAAAGCACCAACAGAAAGUCGCCGUGUUUUGUUUUGUUUUGUUUUUAUUCUCAGAAACCCACGCCUCGCCGAAGUUUUUAAAAGGGUUCUUUGGUAUCCAUAGUGACAUAGAAUGAGCUGGUUAGUGAAAUGAAUUUUAAUAAGGUUGGUAACCUUAAAACAAAAGCAAAACAACAAAAAAAAAUUUAAAGAGUGAUUUACAUAUUUAAUGACUGUCAAAGUCCCUCUCUUCCUAACUUCCUCCUCAUCCCCCUUUCCUUUCCCCCUGAACCAGAAUUUGCUUUGUCAUGGUAAUAGGUGCUAUGGUAGUCAUGAAGUUGUGUGUAGAUUUAUAUUUUGUCCCUUCCAUUAUUUUAAUAUUUAUGUUAAGUGCUUGAUGGAAUAGAAUUCUGUUUUAUAUGAGGAUGAAUGCGUGGUGACGAUGGUGAUGCUAAAUGAGGCCACAGCAAGCAAGAGUUGUAGGGCUUCACUGGGGAAAACGUGUCAAAGGAGCAGAUAAAGAGGAGAAGAGUCUUUGUUGUGGAAAAUAUUUAAUGUGCAUGGUAAAAAGAAUUUAUAAACAAGGAUGUCAGCUCAGCUACUCGAGCUGCUUUUGCAGAGUGCAAGGCAGGAUCACUGUAAGGGAGGGAGGCCCCAGGUCACCUCUUCUCCAGACACUGCGCUACGAGUCCGGCCAGUGUGUCCCAACCAGGCUGUGGUGCCCUCCAGCCUCCCCAACCCUACAUCCCACCAACUCACUCUGCUAUAUCAGGUGGGUGAUGAGGUCUGGAGUGGGAAGACAUUGCUGGGGUUAGUGUCUGGGUCAAAAGCCCCAGAGGGAAAUAGAUUGUUGGAUAAGUUGGGAAGAGGCCCAGCAGCCUUGUGUCAUCUGUGGCUCCCUUGGUCUGGGGCUGUUCUGCUUUGGGCAUAAAAGGGAGUUCCUUUCUCCUUCUCCACAUGUGAAAGGAUAACAGUCUGCAUGGCAUGACAUCUGUGAAAAAUGGGAUAGCUCAAUGCGAGUUUCCAGGGCUCUCAGCUCUGCAUCGGCAGCAAUCCCUCUGUGCUUGCCCACAGACUUUAGGAGUGCAAGCGUGCUCCCCUGGAGCCUGUGCCGGCAUGAGGUUUGGGCUCUCUCCAGCUCUGGUUGGGAUGCUGAAGGCAGCCAGGAGCACUGGGCUCCAGCAUGGGCUGCAGGUGUCCCCUGCGAGAGCUGCAGCCUGAGAAACCGCGCAGGGAAACCACAGCCCACCCGUACUAGGAGCUCGUUGCUGUUGGCCAGGUCUUCAGAGAAAAGCUGCUGGCCCUUUCAAGCUUCUUUUAGGUAACACAGUUACUCUCUAGAGAAAGGAGGGAUGGCACUGCAAGGUGUUGCUGUGAGUCUGGAGCAAGGCCACUGGCUCCAGGUUGACACUGGUUUGACUGAGCCAAACCUGCAGAGCUGCCUCGCUUGGCUGUGAGGUCCUUUGUCUUGGCCCAUGGCUCCUUCCCCUGGCCCCUUCCCCUGUGUGUGCGGCUGCGCCAGAGUGUGCACAUGUGCCUCAUGCCCCUCCACAUGCUCCCCUUCCCCAUCCAUUGCUUCCGAGCAGACUCUCAGAGGCAAAGCCCAACUAGAUGCAUGCCUUGCUCACCAAUAUUUAAGUUGUGCAGGAUGUAAUUCAUCCUGGGAUCCAGCCCUUUCUCUCCCAGUUUAGUGGCUUCAGUCUCUGUUGAUGACAGUUGGGCUUCUGGAUGAGCCUGUCUGGGAAGGAAUCCCUUGGAAAGGAUGAUGGGGAGGGCAGUAUUUAGAGAAGGGAUUCCCAAAUGGUGGUACCUCUUGUGCUAGACACGUGCUGACCACCUCGAAGAGGUGCACAUAGCCACUGCCAGUGCCUGGGCUGUCAGUGUCACUGCCAUGGCUGUGCUGGCAGUGCCCUCAGAGGAGGCCAUGAACCCCGAAGUAGUGCAGCUCUGUCCUGGGGCCAGCAUUGAAAGAGACAGGGGAGCAUUACUCAUGGGGAUUUAUUGAUCCUUGUGCCCUUCAGCUGCAGAGCAGGGGCUUGAGGAGGGCUCACAGGAGUCAUGGUGUGGAGGGUUUUCUGUGCUGCGAAGAGCUCAUGGGUUGUGCAGACUUUGGGGAAGAGGCUCCCCUACCUCAGCCCAAAUUUCACAAGCCUGCUCAGCCCUUGGUAAUGAUAAGCUCCAUAUUCCACUUUGUGUCCGGGGGAACCUUUCAGGUUACAUUUUGUUGCAGAUGAAACACACGGAUGUUUUACUUCUCAGUGUAAUUUUAAGAGGCCUUGCAUGGCUCAUAAUCUGCCCUCUCAUAUUCCAUGGUGUGUGUGUGUUUUCUCUCUCUCACUUUCUCAGAGUCGCAGAGCUGUUUUGAUUGAUUGUCCUCAGCUGCAGCUAAAAGUCCAGCCAGCCAGUUUAUAGAGUUGGUUCCAGCAUCAAUUCUCGCUUUGAAAAACAUGACAUUUAAAACCACCCUCUGGUUUCCCUACAUAUGGAUCUGAUGCUUUUGUUAAAGAUUGUUUUUUCUCCUGGAAUAUAAGUCUCAUUAGGACACCACAUCUCCUUGACCUCAGACCACCUUUAUUUCAGUGCCAUUGUAAUUGACAGGUUGAAUUUAUGAGAUACUGUCAAAGUUCAGUAUUAAUAGCAGAUAUUAAUGUCACCAGCAUUUUCCAAUAGAAAAUUAAUGUCAGUGUUGUCUGCAGCUAGUAAUGCUCUAAAAUGAUUCCUACAUGCCUCGACACUACAUGCUGAGUGCUUUCUUUUAUGCUUUUUGCUCUUGCAGUGCUUGGGCUGUCUAAUCCCUUUGUUUUAAUGACAUUACAAUAGAGCAUGCAACAAAUCACUUCCCUUCCCUCCUGAUUCCAUGAUUUUGUUCCUUUAAAAGUCACUUGCGUCAGCCCGGGGUAAGUCUGAAUCCGUAUGACCAGUGUGAGUGAAAACAGUGAUCCCAGUGAUCACCAUUGUGGAAGGUAGUUACAGCAGGAGAGAAAUGCAGAGGCUGUCUGUCUCUUCAUCCCUUGUGGCACACGUGGAUACAAAGCUUGGCCUGCCCCAGGAUUUUCUUAGAGAGAAGCCUGAGCUGGUGGCUGGGAGGAGAGCCAGGGACUCCUGUGUGCUUAAAAGCUCUGAAAACAUGCUGGGCUACAGUAUAAAAAUCAGACUCUCUUUCAUUUGAUUGUAACCUCCGUGAAGAUGAAAAGAUGAAAAGCCUUUGGUCAGUGCUCAGAUCUUUGCUUGAGCAAAGGGUUGCCUAGGACAGGCAUGGUUUCUGGGACAUUAAACCUUUCCCAACAACCAUGCUCCCUGAACAGCCCAAGUGUUAAGGCUUAAAGCUGUUCUUCAAAAAGCUCUUUUGUUUUCAGGACACAGGUCUGUGGGCAGCAUGUUAGCUUGUCCUCAACUAGGAUUUUUAAACUGCAAAAGGAGCAGGUCUUGUGCCAUAGGUCUGAAACCAAAAACACACCAGGGACUUUGCUCUUGCUAGAGCUCUCCAAGUGUUACUGGCAGGAAAGCUAUUUUCUGUGUCCCCAGGAGUCCAGUGGUCCCCUAAACCUGAAGGAUAAGUUGGAGGGCAUUUGCUGGUUACUGUUUUUAAAUGCCAGGUUUGUGCUGCUGCAUUGGGUAAAAUGCCCAUCUUUUCUGGAGUUUUUCCAGGUGUAUGAAACUUUACACAGGUAUCUAUGUACUGUAUUUCUGCAUUUUUCCUGACUUUUGUCAGGUUUACUGGUGAGGAAGGAGGCAUUUUUGACUUCUUAAGGAGGUGGGGACACAAUUUCUGGAAGCAGCUGCCCUCUCCUGUGUGUUGGAGGAGGCAGCUGGCAGGGUCACUACUCAGAAGAAGCUAUAAAAAAAAGAUAUACAGUUGAGCUGCCAGUUGUUCAGCAGGUGCAGAGGGAGGUGGCCAUGAGCCAGUCAGGUCAGUGCACCUUGUGUUGGAGGGAAAGGGCUGCCAGGCAAAGGCCUGUGCAGCAGAGCAGUGCCUGGUGCUGAAGGCAAAGACACUGGCAUGCACGGAUUUCUCCAUUCUAAAUACAUACCUGCAUGUUCCCCUUCUUUCCUAGAUGUUUUGGAAGAGGAAAUCCUGCCUGGUCAAUGCAGCAUUGCUUUAGUGGCUGGUCUGAUGUAGUUCAGACAAGGUUCUCACCAGCUCCCUUGUUUAAUAGACCUCUUUUUUAUUAAAAACAAAACCCAAGCUCCUCUCUCAGAAAAGCCAGCCAAGAUGCUCUUAUUUUUCCCCUCUUCCAUCUUGUUCCUCUUAGAGGAACUCUGGGAGCCUGUCUUGGUGCUUUCACUCUUUCACAUGCCAAAGAUUGCUACAUCCCUCUUAGUUAGGCUCCUGCCAAACCAGAUCCUAUAGUCUUGCCUCAAAAAUCAUCCACUUCCCUGCUCCUUGGGGUUCCUUUUGUUGCUGUUGCUUUUUCAUUGAAUUUCCUCAUGUUUAUUGACAUGUCUAUUGUUGGGCUUCCUGGCCACAUGCAGCUCUCUUUUUCGGCUACAGAGAAAGACAAAUAGUUGCCUUCACUGGUCUGCCCCUGCUGCUGGGGAAGUGCUGCUAGUGAUACGAUUCCUACAGAUGGGUAUGGGUAUCAUUUAGAGCCAGGGUCAUGGAGGGUGUAAACUGGCAUUGCUCCAUUGGCUUGGCUGGAAUAAGGCCAGUUUUGUCCAGCUGAGAAUCUGUCCUUAAUGUCUAAACAGUUAUUACACACUAAUAAAGAUUAAUGAUUGUAAAUCCCCACGGAUUAUACGUAAAAUGACAAGUUUUACUCAUUAAUCUUUAUUGCCAUAUUAUAGCUGUUUAUGUUAGAGGAGUCGUUUCUCUCUGUACUGAACAUGCACUUAAGGAGGUGGGGGUUGAGCACGGGGGAGGUGAAGGGUGGACAAAACAGACCAGAUGUCCAUGUGUUUUACAGUCUGUGUCCUCCCCCCAAGUUGGUUGUUUCCUUGAAAGCUUUAACCAGCAGCAAAGGAUGUAUCACAGAGCUUUGUCUGCUCCGCUGGCCUCUGGCUGAGCUAUAAAAUCCAGAUUGUUUCUGGUGAGAAGGGAUCAGAUCUCCUAAUUAAUAUUUCAGCUCAGCCUUUGCUGGAGCAGAUGGAUAAUAUGAAAUUUGACUUGUGCUCUGGCAGGCCAGAGCUCUGCAGCGCAGUGAGAUUCCCUCUCCCAGGCUGUGGCUGGAAGAGAUGCUUUCUGUACAGUAGGCAGCUGUGUUGCAGGUCGAAAGGACGCUGCUCCUUCACAUAACCCCACACCAUAAAAGCAGUUGAAUUUGUUAAGAAAGAGGGCCAGAAGGGGCUCAGUUGAAUCUCAACUUUUAUGUGUUUGCAGAGGAGUAUAGACUCAGCUAAGGAGGUGGUGGUGCCAGAGGUGUGGACACAAAGGUUUGUGUGCUCUGUAAAUAAAUAGGACAUUAAAACUGCCAGGGUGGUUUUAAUGACACAGGGACAAAAAGAUGUCCUCUGAUGGGCAGCUGGUGUCAAUCCACUCUGCCAAGGAAAGUCUGGAGUUGAUGGGGAAGGCUGGAGCUGAGAGGAUGAAAAGAGCAGCUACAGACUUGAUGCAGUACAUUGCCUGGGGAGAGCAGCCUGUCUCCCCUUCCUCUUGUCAGGUAUUCCUUCAGGCCUGGAUUUGUAGGUAGAAGUUUUGCUCACAAGUCCCAGAUUGCCACUGCAACCCCACUUCCAGCAAGAGAAACAAAAUCUAAAAGCCAAAAGAAACUCACAGGGAAAAACUGCAAGUGAGUUGUUGCCUGCUGCCUGCCCUUGUGUGUUGCUGCUUCCCCUGCUGAGCUCGACAGUGAGAUGCAGAGGUUGGACUUAAAGCGAUGGGGAAAGCAUAGGAAAGGCCUCUGUAGCUGAGAAAGAAGAGGGUAAGCAUUUUAAGGUGGCCUCUAACUAGCCAAGUUGUGGAAAUAGCUAAUUUACAGGCCACAGGGAUAAAAGAAUUCUUCAGGGACCUGUGCAGCCAGCAGUGCCAUUCCACCAGGAACAAUUUUGGCUGCGUGACAUUUAUUACAUGGCUUCCUUUAGUGCAUUCCUGGGUUGCUAGAAACCUCUUUGCCUCCAUUGACACCUUAUGUCUCAGUCACCUUUACAUUUUGUAUUUUAGUGUCUGGGAUUUUACUAGCAGCCUUUUUUCUAAGCAGUUGGUCAGACUGAAGGCAAGGGAGGGGGGCCUCCAGCCAGCUCUCUGCAGAGCGCUUUGGGAGAGGAAGGAGCUGCCUCUGUUAUCCAGUGCUUGCUUCCUGGGAAGCCACAGCCAGAGGCUUGCUCCCCUGCAGGUAUCCAGCCAAAGUGAGAGCUUCUCCUUUUAACUUCUCUGCCACUGCAUUAAAAAUCCCUUCCUGAAAGUGGAGCAGCUCUGGAGUUGCAGCAGUCUGGCUCCAAGGCGGUUCACCCUUGCUGGCAGCCCAGCUGCAGAAUGGGCUGCCUUUCCUUCCUCGAAAGGCUCUUGGUUUUCUCCAAACGAUGGGGCAAAAGUCCAGUGGCUGUGAGGUACCGUGAGGAUAAGAUGGGAAAAGCUUGGAAGCGCCUUAAAUACUCUGGAAAUAGAGAUGGAAAUCUCAAAAGAUCAGACGUCUUUCGGCAAUUUCCAAAGCUAUGUGGUUUUAGCCAGACCUGAAAACCCUUCCUAGAAGUUUAUUUCAGGGUAUUUUGAUUUGUUACUUUCGCUUUUGGGCCUGGCUAAAUCCAGGAAACUCAGAAUAGUGUAAUUUUUCAAUAAAGACUAAACACACCCCAAGUAUUACUGAACCGAUCAGGAAAGUUUCUGUUUGGUUUCUGUUACCGGAAUAGUUCAGGCCAGCUUAGGGUUUAUCCUAAUUCAGUUUGGUUUUGCCCCAGAUAAUUAUUAUUUUUGAGAAAACAAGAGAUCAGAACAUGGUCUUUCCAAAACACUAUGACUUAUCACUCAGGGGUACACACCAAAUUGUGCCAGAAGGCGGAUGGAGAGAAGUGCUACAGGAAGAGGUGGCCAAACUCUGGUGGCUGGAAGGAGCAGCCUGGCAGCAAUCAGCAUGGUCCUGGCCUCCAAAAACAUAGGUAGUGAGUUUCCCCAGGGGCUGUGUGAUGGAGAUAUCAGGGUCUGCCACAUCUGUUUUUUUUCCCCCUCUAGUAAAGAACAUUCAGCCAUCUCAGUGAACAAUAUGUGAAAGCCUUUGGUAUUUCUCAGCUCAGUUGUAUGGUUUUUUUCAGGAGGGAUGUUGUGAAAAGCCAGGAAGGGCCAGGUGUCCUUGAUUUACACAGCCAGAGUGAAGAGAUGUAGAUUAAGUGCCUCAUAAGAGCCAAAAAGGUGUGUUUAAAGAUAAAUUACAGUCUCUGUCGUAGCUGUUAAGUCAGGAUCAAAUUUUCACAUAUACAGGUGCAGCUGCAGAGCUCUGGGCCAUGUUUAGCCCAGAUUUAUUCAUGAACCUUGUAUAACUAUCUAACAGCAUGGACUGUGCCAUUUGGUUGGCUUCUGGCAGGUCUGGGCUCUACGGGCAGAAUAAAGCCUGGUUCAAAGUGCAGUGUUGCCAAAACCAGGAUUUGGCUCCAAACAUUUCCUAUAUAACCCACUUAUGAAGUGAAUUUUGAGUUCUGCCACUGCUUUGUUUCCUUCAUAACUGUGAAUUGAGCGCCUUGUGCUUGGUGGCAGCUGCCACUGUGCCACUGUGCUGCUGGAAACAGUCACGACAUACCAACCAAUUAGAAUUUUACAUCUUUUUAUUAUUUUUUUUUUUAAUAGCAUGACGCUGGGGGGAAGCUGCUAAAUGUAGUUUAUUGCAAACUGGAAUAGUGUUGGAGUAAAACUUAUCACUUCUCAUAGAAAAAAAUAACUGCCCAAAAAUAUCUGAAAUCCUCCAUGUAAGGAAUUACAGAGUUAUUGACAAAAGUCCAUGUUUAGCAUCAAAAUAUAUGAAAUUUCUAGAGUUUCUGUCCUAAAGUGUGAAAUCUGCUUGCCUUUUGUUUUUUUAGGAUGGUCAUAAAUUUGUAACAAAGCUAUUUCUACAGACUUUUAUCUAGCAAAUAUAAAAAUGUUAGGAGCACAGUGGCAAAGCAACCACUUCCCAGUGGUCUGCUGGUAUUGGGGAGGACACAGGCAGAGCACCUGUGUGCUUUGAACAUGUUAGAAAAGUGAAGGCUUUCCAACCUGCUGUAAUCCAAGUCAUUAUUUUAUUUUUAGAUCAUCUUUUUUUGUUGUUUACAGUAACAUAAUUUGUUUUAUAACUGUGAAAGUCUCUGCUUUUCCUUACAUGUGGAAGGCUGAUUAUUCCCUCUCAUGUUAUUCUUAUUUAUUAUUUAUCCAUUUCUGGUACUAUCCAAGAUGUGCUGAAGGUGUCUCUCAGCCUGCCCUCAAGCCGUAUGGAAUCACUGUGGUAUCUCCUAACAGCUGGGAUGGCAAGUGGCAGUAGAUGGCUAAUUAUUAUUUUAAAUUAUAUUUAUAGCAAUUUAGAUUUUCUUUUAGUGACCUGGUUUGCUCUAGCAUUAGGGAUGGGGAUAAGGAAUCUUUUUAAAUAUCACAUUUUUCAAUUUUUCUUUAAAUAUCUUGGAUGUUUCUAAAUAAACCUACUCACUCCUUUGCUUUUAAUUGGAAAAGCAGCAGUUGGGUCAUAAUUGUUCCUUCAAGAGGGGAUUGACUAGCAUCAGGGUUCAGUUGAACUGGUAAAAAUGCUUUAUGUCACAACAGCAUUAAUAAAAAAUGCACUGGAAUUCUGAGAAAAGGAUAAUUUUCUACCUGAAAAAUAAAAUCUGGUUUGUGAUGAACUUGGUUUGUCCAAGUCUCCUGCCAGGCUUUUCUGUAUCAAAUUUGCAUGGAGUUUUCCUUUGGCCCUUGAGCCAUUGAGACUCCGGGUUGCCAGGAUUGCAUCGAAGCAGGGCUGAGGGCCACCCAGGCCCCCUCUGGCCAAGUGUCUGCUCUGGGUCUGGAGGACAUAAGUCCUCCAGAAGUGAUGGAGCAGCUUCUUGCUCUGUAAAAGAUGUUGAAGUGAAAUCCCAUGAGCAUGACCUGUGUGACACAAGCAGGACUGGGGGCUCAGAACCAUCUUUGUUCUUUUUAUUCUCUUUCUCCUCUUUGCAAAGGUGCCUUGCUGCUCCACUGCUUCAAAAGCCUUCCCAGUCCUUCUGAUAAAGAAUGCUGUGGUGCAUCUGUUUUCAAACAGCUUGCCUUGGUUUUCUGGUUUGUUUUUUCUUCCCCCAACGUAUAAGAAAUGUUGGGUAGCAGAAUGUGGAAUUCAUUAGAAGUUCAUAAAGCAGGGACCUCAGAAGGAUGUGGGUAUAAAUGCUUUUCAGGCAUCUGAGGUGAACUUUAAAUGGAGCUUUGGCCCUCAUUUGCUUUCUGCUUUUCAAAUACCAUUUAUGAGAAAGUGGAGCUGUCAAAGCCAUGCAUGAACUUUGCCUUCUUGCAAAUAACUUGUCUCCAAGUAAAUUGUCAAAAUGCUCAAGAAACUUGUCUCAAAGUAAAUCCAGUAGCUCUACAAAGCUGGAAACGUAUGUGCAUUAGAGUGUGUGUGUGUGUGUGUGUGUGUGUGUACAUGCUGUGUGGAUGGGAGGGUGGAGUGAGUUUAAGUCUACCAUUUUGGAGAGUUAAAAAACACAAUGCAAGUGUUUUUAAAAAAGUCAAUGUAAAAUAUUUCUCUCUUGGCAAAGGUACAUCUGACCACAUCUCCCAUCCUUCUUUUAAUUGCUCCGUGUUUGUUUUUGUUGUCUUAGUCUUUGCUGGCCUGUUUCCUUUGCGGUGCUCGUUGCUAAUUAGCAGCCUGUAACCUCACACAACCCCUCAGGCAGGGAGGGCAGGCGCGGCGCAGGGAACCAGGAGCACGGACCCUGCAGCUCCUCGGGAAAGGCGCUGGUGUUCCCAUCGAUGGGAGGAACAGAAAAGGUAGUGUUAGAUGGAAAGGCAGGACAAUGCCAUAUGAGUGAUUUUUUUAUUUUUAGCCUUGUUGAGGGAACUCUGUCCUUGUGAGGAUCAAAACUUCCCAUGUCCUAAUGCAAGACCCCAAAUCAUAGCUUUGGGGGAGGGUGGAUUGGUCAAGAGAGAGCAAGCUUUGAGAAGGACUCUCCCUGCCUGGGCAAGUUCUUGUGAACACAUGCUAGUGGUAUAUAUAAAAUAAAUUAACUCUUCUCAUCUUUGUGAGAUGACACCCAGGUUCUUGGCAGUGCUGGUUAAGGUCCCCCUGGGCUUUGCCCAGGGUUUGAGGCAGUGCAGAGAGUGUGGCCAGGAGGCAGGGCCACCCUGCGCCUUGGGGAACUGAUGCUCCGAUUCCAUCGCUCCUGUUCCCAUUGGCAAGCAGGUGAAAUUUCAUCAGUCUGGUGUUGCAAAGUUCACAGGGUCCUCCCUGCACUAAGGAGUACCUUGGUGGUUCCCGGCUGCCGACCUGUGCAGCUUCACAUCUGCUCUGUCUGAAACACUUCUCUUAACCUGUGUUGUCUUCAUUCAUCUCAAAACCUUUCCUCAUACUAUGAAGAUGAUAAAUAGUAGGAGACUGACAGUAGGACCAUGUGUGUAAUGUUAGAUAGGCUUUUAUUUAAUGUUGUCAUUUUAAUGAGAUGCUUUUCGGAUCCGUCUUGUACUGGAUUGAGGAUAUUGGUGGAACAACUGAACUGGUAUUCUUUAACCCUGACUGCCCCAAAUCCUUUCCCUCUGUCCUUUUCAUUAAAAAGAAAAAAAUUAGACUGGGAGACUAUCUUUAACUCAACAAAAAAACCCCAAAUCCUGCUGGUGGAAUAAGAUAAUCUUCUUUACUAUGCUUUGAUUUUAUUUCUCAGGAUAUUCAAAGGUUUAUCACUGCUGCUGAGAGAAGGGGACAGUACACCUUUUUGAAACUUCAACCACUGUAACCGGUUUCCAGAUGUGUGUGUGUGUGUUAAACCCAGCACUGUGUGUGCGUGUGUUCUGCUGAAUAUUGUGUGCAUCUAUGAAAUGCUUCAAACAACUGCCUGGAAGUCAAAACCAACCACCUCUUUCCAGUCAUAUGUUUGCCGUGACUUUUCAUAACCACACUUGAACUAGUGGUCUUGGAUUAAAUAUUCAAAGAGCAGGGCAUCUUUAUAGCAAUGGUAUGUCAGUCUAAUUAAUAAAAAUGUACACAAAUAAAUGAAGUUUAAAAGUA
This is a messenger RNA of Apus apus (common swift), 12405 nucleotides long. It is a transcript of the gene MAP2K6, whose product is annotated as mitogen-activated protein kinase kinase 6. The transcript is spliced from 12 exons. Gene Ontology annotation, biological process: protein phosphorylation; MAPK cascade. NCBI's taxonomy places the organism in Eukaryota, Metazoa, Chordata, Aves, Apodiformes, Apodidae. The coding region runs from base 271 to 1275 and encodes 334 amino acids. The record is from RefSeq and is a predicted model, not a curated record. Gene Ontology annotation, molecular function: ATP binding; MAP kinase kinase activity.